GUUUACUAGUGCCCCCACUAUGAAUGCUGUAAGAAUGUGAGGUUAUGAAAUAGUUAUGAAUUAAAUUUGAAAGAAAUCAGUAAGAUAACCUGUUCGAGAAAAUAGCCGAGAACGUAUUGUUGCGCCAAAAUUGUUCGAGAAAUUUUUAUAAAUGAUUAAAAGUGUGCAUCCAAACUAAAUUUAAACAAAAUUCGAUCGCUCAAACAUUUUUUGACGUAAAACUAAAUUUCUUUUAAAUAAAAUUAUGUCUUCUCUAACGAAACUUAUAAAUUUAUCUCAGACUGGAAAGUAUAUUUUACGCAAAAAUAUAUGCAGGCAAAUUACACGAGUAAACAAACAAAAUCAUUUAACAGUCCAUAACACAUUUUUAAUAAGACAUGAAAGCACAGAAGUAAAACCAGAUGAACAUAUUGCUGCAAAAGAAAAUAAUUUUAUUAUUAAAGAUACUGAAAAAGGUGUUGGUGACCUGCAUAAGCAUGAAUUUCAGGCAGAUACUAAAAUGCUUCUUGACACAGUUGCUAGAUCACUUUAUUCAGAAAAAGAAGUUUUUGUUCGUGAAUUGAUUUCUAAUGCAAGUGAUGCCCUUGAGAAAUUUAGGUAUGAACGUGUAAAUAAUGUUGACCUAGAGGAUUCCAGUAGAGCACUAGAAAUUCACAUUGGGUGUGAUAAAAAUGCAAGAACUUUAACUAUACAAGAUACGGGUAUUGGGAUGACAAAAGAUGAACUUAUAGCAAAUUUAGGAACUAUUGCAAGAUCUGGUUCGAAAGCCUUCUUAGAAAAACUGAAAAAUGAAGGUUCUAAUAAUGCAUCUAAUAUUAUUGGACAAUUUGGGGUUGGUUUUUACUCAGCUUUCAUGGUUGCUGAUAAGGUUGAUGUAUAUACCAAAUCAUCAAAAUCCGGAUCCGUAGGACUAAAAUGGAGUUCAGAUGGCUCUGGAAGUUAUGAAAUACAGGAAGCAGAGGGAGUCCAUUUGGGAACCAAAAUAGUCAUAACUCUUAAAGCUGAUUGUCGAGAAUAUGCUGAUGAUACAACGAUCAGCGAGGUUAUUAAGAAGUACAGUAAUUUUGUUGGAAAUCCAAUAUAUUUAAAUGGACAAAAAGCCAAUAAUAUUGAGGCUUUAUGGCUCAUGGAACCUAAAGAUGUGAAACAAGAGCAACAUAAUGAUUUUUAUCGUUUUAUUGCAAAUAGUUAUGAUAAGCCAAGAUUUGUUCUUCAUUACAAGACCGAUGUUCCAUUAUCUAUAAGAGCUUUGCUAUAUUUUCCUGAUGGGAAGCCUGGCCUAUUUGAUUUGAGCCGUGAUCAAGAAAGUGGUGUAGCCCUUUAUUCAAGAAAAGUGUUGAUAAAAAAUAAGACUGAUACAUUAUUGCCUAAAUGGUUGAGAUUUGUUAAAGGUGUUGUUGAUUCUGAAGAUAUACCUUUAAACCUGAGCAGAGAAUUAUUACAAAAUAGUGCACUUAUUAGGAAGUUAAGAACUGUAAUUACAAACAGAAUUCUCCGAUUUCUACAUGAUCAAUCGGUGAAAAAUAAAGAUGAAUUUGAUGACUUCUAUACAGAUUAUAGUUUAUUUUUGAAAGAAGGAAUUAUUAUGAGUCAUGAACAAAUGGAAAAGGAAGAAAUUGGUAAACUAUUAAGAUUUGAGUCAUCCAAUGUUGAUCCAGAAACAAGAAUAAGUCUGGCAGAAUAUUGUUCUCGCAUGAAAGAAGGUCAAAAGGAAAUUUACUACUUAGAAGCGCCAAAUCGAAUCUUAGCUGAAAGCUCACCAUAUUUUGAGGCCCUUAAAAAGAAGGGAAUUGAAGUCCUGUUUUGUUUUGAACCUUAUGAUGAAAUUGUUUUAAUGCAGUUGAAAGGUUUUCUAGGGCAUACAUUAACUUCUGUUGAAAAAGAUAUGCAUCAAGACAAAGCAUCUGCUGAUAUGUCUCAACUAGGAGAAGAUAGUUUAAAACGCAGUGAAGUAGAUGAAUUGAUAAAAUGGAUCAAAGAAAAAUUAUCAGGCAAAGUUUUUUCUGUAAAGAUUACAAACAGACUCGAUAAACAUCCAUGUGUAGUGACCGUAGAAGAAAUGGCUGCAGCAAGACAUUUUAUUAGGACACAAAGUCAUCAGUUACCUGAACAAAGAAGAUAUUCACUUUUACAACCACAGCUGGAAAUUAAUGCAAAACAUCCAUUAAUAAAAAAAUUGCACCAAUUAACAACAAGUAAUCCAAUGUUGGCAGACUUGGUAAUACAACAGUUGUUCAGUAAUGCUAUGGUUGGAGCAGGCCUAGUUUUGGAUCCAAGGAUUCUUUUAACUUCAAUGAAUGAAUUGCUCACUUCUGCUUUAGAAAAGCAUUAGACUAAUUAAUUGUGAAUGUUUUAUUAUAUGCUAUUUCAAAUUUUAAAAUUAUUAUUAAUAAAUAAUUUAGU
Messenger RNA from Ctenocephalides felis (cat flea), 2403 nucleotides. RefSeq names its product heat shock protein 75 kDa, mitochondrial (gene Trap1). Gene Ontology annotation, molecular function: ATP-dependent protein folding chaperone; protein kinase binding; ATP hydrolysis activity. Bases 245 to 2332 code for a protein of 695 amino acids. The transcript has 13 exons. NCBI's taxonomy places the organism in Eukaryota, Metazoa, Arthropoda, Insecta, Siphonaptera, Pulicidae. The record is from RefSeq and is a predicted model, not a curated record. Gene Ontology annotation, biological process: protein folding. Gene Ontology annotation, cellular component: mitochondrial inner membrane.